GGAAAUUAUUUUUGAUAAUUAUGUAAUAAUCGAUACUCUGUGCCGAAUCAAAUUUUUACCAUCGAUAAAAAGGUUAGUUAAUACCUUGAAAUGAUUACCAACGUGUGAAGUGUAUCAAAUUUGCUUGAUUUUUGUAACGCUGUCCCCACCUAUAAAGCUUUUCGUAGCCAUGUCGACCUGUUUUGACACGAAUAUGACUCUUUUAUUCAUAAAGUUCUCCCUGGAAUCCACCUUAAGAUGGAAUAGUCUUAACGAUGGAACCAACUGCCACAUAGCGAAUCCUGCCAUAAACCAAAGCUCGCAAUGUAGCGUAGCACCGCAGAUCUUCAAACUAAAAUGGAAAAAUUGGAAAUUUUUUUUGUUAUCCCCGGGCAAACUGAGGAUUUCAUGAAUUUAAAAUAUCCUCUAUCCGGGGUGUUGAUCCUAUUUUUGUUCCAGUGAUAGUUGGCCCUGGAGCCAAUUCAAACACAAUCCAUCAAAUCGUGAGCUGACUGAUUCAUAGAAUGAUAUUUAUAUCAUGUUUUUUUCCGGUGCACAAUCGGUAUGUUUCGACUAGGGCGUAUACUACAAAGUUAUCAUUACUAAUGCAUGAACAGAAAAUUAUCACCACUCGUAACGGCUGACAAUAGUUGGAUGUCGAAGAAAAAAAAUCAUUGACAUCAGAUAUUCUCCACAAUUUCAUCGAAAGGAUUGAAAUCGUACACCACAACGUUUCGGCUGUCAAUCCGCGGCAAAUGAUUCUUUAGCAAAAUGGAGAUAUGCAGUCAACACGGAGAAAAGCGGCGAGAUCAUAGUCACAGUUCAGGGCGACCUAACACAGCAGGAAAAACGUGCCGUCUUCCUCACCGUGCAUGACUUGGGAUGCAAUCAUACCUCAUUUCAAGAUUUUGUAAACAGUGCAUGCAUGAUCGAAAUCAAAGAACGGUCAUGUUUUAUACACAUUGAUGUUCCUGGGCAUGCCGAGAAUGCUCCAAAUCUACCGGAAAACUUUCAAUUUCCGUCACUGCAGCUGCUGGGAGAAGAGCUGGUAACCGUUUUGGACUUUUUACACGUCAAAUACGUCAUCGGGUUGGGAGAGGGCGCUGGCGCCAACGUUCUGGCCCGAUUCGGUAUUGCUCAUCCAUCGCGCAGUCUGGGCCUAAUUCUGAUCAAUGUGACCGGUUCGGCGGCCUCGGUACUGGACGCAUUCAAGACCAAGUUCAUCAGCUGGAAGGAGGACGCCCUCAGCCAGUCAGCCGAGGAUUUUCUGUUGUAUCACAAAUUUGGCUAUAUUUUCUCCGAGCAAUUGACUGGAGACAAUCCCGACAAGGAGAAGAUCGUCGCAGAGUUCCAGAGUCGGCUACAUAGUUCGUUGAACAACAAAAAUCUGAAGCAAUAUGUUAAAGCAUUUAUGAGUCGCAAAGAUUUGCCCUUGAAGAACUGUAAACUUGAUUGUUUGUUGAUUACCGGCGUCAUGAGCCCGUACGCCGGUGUUGUUGAGAAACUGUACCGAGACCUAAACAAGGAGAAAGUCACUCUGUUGAAGGUCGAACGGGCGGGUGACGUUUUAGCGGAUGCCCCCGCCAAGGUGGCUCAAUCGAUUUUACUGUUUUGCAAAGGCCAAGGUUUGCUCACUUCGGUCGCCAUGCCCGGAGUUGAUCGCAACAGGGCCUUUUCCACAAGCUCGGGAGGCUCAAGCGAUGGAACACCCGGGGCUCGCCGAUUGUCGCGCGGAAUGUCGAUGGAAGAUUACGACAAGCCUAACAUUAGACGGCUUAGCGUUACUAUUACUGAACAGAUGCCAGAGAUCAAGAAGUAAAUGGCAGACGGCCGGGAAAAUUGUUUCAAAUUUAUAUGAUUAAUAACAUUUUAUCGAAAUAAAAACGAACAGUAAAAAAAGCAUGAAUAUUUGACAUGUGCAGGUAACAGCCACAAAUGCUCUAAUAUCAACUUUUAUAGAUGUACGUAUUUUUUAUCUGAAGAAUAAAACACAAGACAAAAACAUAGAUCAUAUAUCCGAGCAACUCUAACAGUUCAAGUAAUAGAGGAAAACAUCAGUGAAAACGAUUGUAUUCUAAAACCAAACGAGUAAUAUACACUUACAUUUAAUAACUAUUUUAAGUGUAAUUGAUUUUCAUACAGUAACGAAAGAGAUUUGAAAUCGUUCUGCAGCGAUAACAAAAAUCGCUCCCCGAAUAAACAAAUCUCACCGCUUACACCUGUGUGGAAGUUGAUUGCAUCUCGUAAAUGUCAUCUUCCCAAAUCAAUCAUCACUUUCAAAUGCCAAGUUUCUUAUAUCAAACAGAAACAUCUGGAACCCUGGAAACUGAUCCCACGCAACAAACACAACAACAAAAAAACAGAUCCUUUAUUUGAUAAAAAUAUAUUUCAACUUCAGAGCCUAUAUACAUCUAAUAUUUCCUAUUAACGAGAGAUCAAGAUCCAAGCGUAUUGCUAUAUACUAAGUAGACAAGUAGAACCGUAAGCAACUACACGCGCUUACUUAAACAGUGUAACAAGUAAAAUUAUUUGACGAUUACGAGGCAAUCUGCUCACAAGCAGAAACCUCAAAAAUGUUGAACAGCCAAAGCAUAUUUAGAGGACCUAUUUCUUCACAGUAGCAAAUUAGUAGAAAAGCAAAGCUUCACAUGAUAUAAAGUCAUAAAGCACAGACAUCGUCGCUUGUAAUUGAAAUUUAUAGACAAUUUACUGAUUAGUAGUUGAAAAUCAGCCCUGCACAUGAUAAAGAAGUAAACAUCAGGAACCCUAAGAUAAAAAAUUACAAAAUAAAAAAAACACACACUAAUAUAAACUGUUGUAGCGUUCACACUCCUAAAUACUGAGGUGCGUUAUAAGCUAAAAUUGUUUUAUUAUUUUUGUCAGAUCGAACAUACUAUCGUAAGUUAUAUUAAAUAGUAAAUAAAAAUUAUUUAAACCAUA
Molecule: messenger RNA, 2919 nt
Organism: Malaya genurostris
Lineage: Eukaryota; Metazoa; Arthropoda; Insecta; Diptera; Culicidae
Exons: 9
Coding region: 905-1798 (297 amino acids)
Biological process (GO): signal transduction
Cellular component (GO): cytoplasm
Source: RefSeq, a predicted model, not a curated record